UCGUGGCGACCAGGAUUGAUGCUAUCAUUCGUCAUUCUUACCGCUUGUGUUGCAGACGAGAGAGAGAUAUACCUGGUUUUAAUGGAGGGUGAUCCGGUUGCAUUUCAUCGAGGCCUGAUGACGACUACCGAAGCAGGAGGAAAACUUGACUCCCACAGUGAAGUUUCAAAGGCAUAUGCAAAGAAGUUGGUGGAUUCCCAUGACAAAAUUCUAAAGAGCACUCUGGAGACAGGAAGCUACAACAAGAUUUAUAGCUUCAAACACAUUGUUAAUGGCUUUGCAGUCCACACUUCCCCUUCUCAGGUUAAGAAAAUUAAGAGUGCCGCUGGAGUGAAAGUGGUGGAGAGAGAUAGGGGAGCCAAAAUGAUGACAAGUUACACCCCUCACUUCCUAGGGUUACCGGAGGAUGUUUGGACGCAGGAAGGAGGGGAGACAAAUGCAGGUGAAGGGAUCGUGAUCGGUUUCGUCGACACCGGAAUCAACCCUUUUCACCCCAGCUUUGCUUAUGACCCCGUAAACCCUUUCGCGUCGAAUUUUUCUCAUUUUUCCGGUGCUUGUGAAGAAGGUCCUCGAUUUCCAGAAAAUUCCUGCAAUGGCAAGAUAAUUUCUGCAAGGUUUUUCUCAGCUGGAGCUCAAGCAGUUGCUACUCUUAAUGCGUCAAUGGAUUUUCUCUCACCGUUUGAUGCAGUUGGACAUGGCAGCCAUGUUGCAUCAACUGCUGCUGGGAAUUGUGGAGUUCCUGUGGUCGUGAAUGGCUGCUACUACGGCCAAGCUAGCGGGAUGGCGCCAAGUGCCCGGAUCGCUGUUUACAAGGCUAUAUAUCCGAGCAUCGGGACUCUGGCAGAUGUGGUUGCGGCAAUUGAUCAAGCAACACUAGAAGGAGUGGACAUUUUGACACUGUCCGUUGGGCCAGAUGAGCCACCAGAAGACACAAUCACUUUCCUAAGCGUGUUUGAUAUAUUCAUGCUAUCUGCAAACAGGGCCGGAGUGUUUGUGGUUCAGGCCGCCGGCAACCACGGUCCGAGCCCAUACAGCGUGGUGUCUUAUAGCCCUUGGGCCGUCGGCGUAGCUGCUUGCAGCACAGACAGGAUUUACCCUGCUUCUCUCAUUCUUGGCAAUGGCCUCAAAGUUGGUGGGGUGGGAUUAUCAGGACCAACUUUUGGAGAUGGAUUGUAUAAAUAUAAGCUGGUGCUGGCCAAAGAUGCAGUCAAGGCAGACGGCUCAUUCCCCAAAACACCCCCAUACACAGAAGAAUGCCAAUAUCCAGAGGCACUGGAUCCUCUUAUUGUUCAAGGCAGUGUAGUGAUCUGCAAUUUCUCAGAAGGCUUUUACAAUGGGACUUCUUCAGUCACAGCCAUCAUCGACACGGCUCAAGUCCUUGGAUUCAUGGGCUUUUUGCUAGUGGCAAACCCGGCUUAUGGCGAUUUUAUUGCGGAGCCCAUUCCAUUCCCUGUUCCUGGCAUUAUGAUUCCAAGAACAAGUGAUUCUAAGAUAAUAUCAGAGUACUAUGAGGAGAAUGUACGUAGAGACAAACGGGGAGAGGUGACCAAAUAUGGAGGAAGUGCAGCCAUAUGUGAUGGAAGAAUUGCUUCUUACAUGGGAAGAGCUCCUAUAGUGAACAGAUUCUCUUCAAGGGGUCCUGACUUCAUAGACCAUGAUAGGAAUCCAACAGAUGUGUUGAAGCCUGAUAUUUUGGCACCAGGCCACCAGAUUUGGGCUGCUUGGAGUCCCAUCAGUGUUCUGGAGCCCAUUCUAUUUGGAAACAACUUUGGUAUGUUGUCCGGUACAAGCAUGGCAACACCUCAUAUCGCCGGUGUAGCAGCCCUCAUCAAGCAAAACAACCCGUCGUGGACGCCCUCGAUGAUUGCUUCAGCAAUGUCAACAACUGCAAGGAAGUGUGACAACAAUGGGGAUCCCAUUGUGGCUGAAGGUUCUGAUCUCUACAGCUUAUACACCGCCACUCCUUUUGAUUUCGGGGCUGGUCUCGUCAACCCGUCCCGUGCCUUGGAUCCAGGCCUCGUCUUCUCAUCAGGAUAUGAGGACUAUAUCAACUUCUUGUGCUCUCUGCCAAACACUGAUCCAGCAACAAUCAAGACGGCAACUGGUGGAUCAUGCAACAGCCCCUUUAGCCACCCAUCCGAUCUCAACAUCCCUUCGAUCACAAUAUCAGCGCUGAGUGGGUCCCGGUUAGUGAGAAGAAGAGUGAAGAACAUCGCGAACAAGACUGAGACGUACUCAUGCGCGGUACAAGAGCCGAAAGGGGUGAGAGUCGAGUUGAAUCCGUCUUGGUUCACGAUUGCUCCAGAGGGGAGUCAAGACUUGGAAAUAGGACUCAAUGUGACACAAAACAUAGAUGACUUCGACUUUGGCGAGAUUGUGUUGACAGGGAGUUUGAAUCACAUUGUGAGAAUACCUCUGUCGAUUUAUCCGGUUUCCACAUGAGGAAUGACAAGUUUUUCUGCCUCGACUCCUGGAUAAAGAACAGGAAAGGAGGGUCUACUAGUAUAGUCAACAAAGCUUGUAGACAACCUCUAUUAACAGAAGUAAAAUGUUUGGUACGUUAUAGAAAGGCAGACAGUUAUUGCUGCUUUCU
Messenger RNA from Rhododendron vialii, 2593 nucleotides. Its product is annotated as subtilisin-like protease SBT2.4. The record is from RefSeq and is a predicted model, not a curated record. Gene Ontology annotation, biological process: proteolysis. The transcript is spliced from 10 exons. Gene Ontology annotation, molecular function: serine-type endopeptidase activity. The coding region runs from base 19 to 2442 and encodes 807 amino acids. Lineage: Eukaryota; Viridiplantae; Streptophyta; Magnoliopsida; Ericales; Ericaceae.